AUGAAAAUAUAUUCAAAUUUAUUUUUUUUUUUUCAGGAUGUAUUAAAAGGUAUAUAUCUGGAUUUAGAAGCACCAACUUUAAACAAUUUCAUUUUACAGUCUAUACCUUUUCAACGUGUUGUUAUAGACUACAGUUCACCAAAUAUUGCUAAAUCGUUUCAUGCUGGACAUUUGCGAUCAACAAUUAUUGGAAAUUUUAUAGCAAAUCUUCAUGAAUUUCUUGGACAUAAAGUUACAAGAAUAAACUAUCUUGGUGAUUGGGGAACUCAAUAUGGUUUAGUUAGUGCAGGAUUUGAAGAAUUUGGUUCUGAAGAAGAAUUACAAAAAGACCCAAUAAAUCAUUUACUACAAGUAUAUAUAGCAGCAAGUAAACGAGCAAAUGAAGAUCCAAUAUUUCAGGAUAAAGCUCGGAAACAUUUUUCUUUAAUGGAAAAUGGAAAUGAAAAAUUAUUAGAUCGAUGGAAAUUGUUUAAAGAUUUAAGUAUUAAAGAAUAUAAAACUGUUUAUGAGAAAUUAGGAAUUCAUUUUGAUGAAUAUCAUAGUGAAUCAAUGUACAGUACCAGAGCAAAGCAAAUUGUUAAAUAUUUGAAAAACAAAUUUAAAUUAGAAGAAUCUAGUGAAGGAUUAGUUCAACUUAAAGUUCCUGUUAAUGCUGAUCGUGAGCUAACAGUUACAUUAGAGAAGACUGAUGGUUCGACAUUGUAUAUUAGUAGAGACAUAGCUGCAGUGCUAGAUCGUAAAGAGAAGUAUAAUUUUGAUAAAAAUUUUCUGGAAGAAAAGAUUGAUAUAUGUGUAUAUAGUGAAGGAUUAGUUCAACUUAAAGUUCCUGUUAAUGCUGAUCGUGAGCUAACAGUUACAUUAGAGAAGACUGAUGGUUCGACAUUGUAUAUUAGUAGAGACAUAGCUGCAGUGCUAGAUCGUAAAGAGAAGUAUAAUUUUGAUAAACCAUAUUAUGUUGUUGAUAAUAACCAAAGUGAUCAUUUUCUUUCCCUUGUUGCCAUUUUGAAAAUAUUGGGAUAUGAUUGGUAUAGUUCAGUUCAUCAUAUAAAAUUUGGCCAAAUUGAAGGAAUGAGCACAAGAAAAGGAAAGUUAGUGCAUCUGAAAGAUUUAUUAGAAGAAGCUAAAAGUAAAGCUUUUAUUUCAAUGUUAAAUUCAUCAAUUUCUUUUCAGAAAUUAGGAAUUCAUUUUGAUGAAUAUCAUAGUGAAUCAAUGUACAGUACCAGAGCAAAGCAAAUUGUUAAAUAUUUGAAAAACAAAUUUAAAUUAGAAGAAUCUAGUGAAGGAUUAGUUCAACUUAAAGUUCCUGUUAAUGCUGAUCGUGAGCUAACAGUUACAUUAGAGAAGACUGAUGGUUCGACAUUGUAUAUUAGUAGAGACAUAGCUGCAGUGCUAGAUCGUAAAGAGAAGUAUAAUUUUGAUAAACCAUAUUAUGUUGUUGAUAAUAACCAAAGUGAUCAUUUUCUUUCCCUUGUUGCCAUUUUGAAAAUAUUGGGAUAUGAUUGGUAUAGUUCAGUUCAUCAUAUAAAAUUUGGCCAAAUUGAAGGAAUGAGCACAAGAAAAGGAAAGUUAGUGCAUCUGAAAGAUUUAUUAGAAGAAGCUAAAAGUAAAGCUUUUAUUUCAAUGUUAAAUUCAUCAACGACACGGGCAACAAAUAAUAUGGAUGAAAUUGCGGAUGUUAUAGGAAUGUCAGCUGUUAUGAUAAAUGAUAUGAAAAAUAGACGACAAAGUAAUUAUAAAUUUGAUUGGGAUAAAGUACUUUAUAUGAAAGGAGAUAGUGCAACAACAUUACAUUACAAUCAUGCAAGAUUAUUCAGAUUAAUUAGCAAUAAAGUAUUUUAG
Molecule: messenger RNA, 1839 nt
Organism: Centruroides sculpturatus (bark scorpion)
Lineage: Eukaryota; Metazoa; Arthropoda; Arachnida; Scorpiones; Buthidae
Product: probable arginine--tRNA ligase, mitochondrial
Exons: 21
Coding region: 1-1839 (612 amino acids)
Biological process (GO): arginyl-tRNA aminoacylation; mitochondrial translation
Cellular component (GO): mitochondrion
Molecular function (GO): ATP binding; arginine-tRNA ligase activity
Source: RefSeq, a predicted model, not a curated record